AUGAAGCUUUCUAUCGCUGUCCUCGCCGCCAUCACAGGCGCAGUCCUGGCCCGUCCCUCAAACCUCGCCGAGCGCGUAAAGUCUCGCGCCGAUGGCACUCGUCGUCACAGGACCCAGCCCAUGAUCUUGGUCGGCACCGCCGCGAAAGAGAACUCCAAGUUCGUCGCUGAUGUAGACAACACCACUGCCCACGUUGACUAUUCAUCCAACUGGUCUGGCGCCGUUCUCGAACAGCCCUCCUCCGGCUACUUCAAGUCAGCCACCGGACGCUUUACAGUACCAACACCCAAGCACGUUGGCUCUGGUGGAACCGAGUCCGCGUCAGCUUGGGUUGGAAUCGACGGCGAUUCAUGUGCCAGCGGUCUGCUCCAGGCCGGUAUCGACUUCACCGUCAGCAGCUCCGGCGCUGUGUCCUACGAUGCUUGGUACGAGUGGUACCCUGACUACGCCUACGACUUCAGCAACUUCGCCGUCAAGGCGGGAAACGUUAUUCAAGUCGACAUCACCGCCACCUCCACCACCAAGGGUACGGUCAAGCUCACUAAUGUGAGCACUGGAAAGAGUGUCAGCCAGACACUUAGCGCACCAAGCGGCUCCGUUUUGUGCCGUCAGAACGCUGAGUGGAUUGUAGAGGACUUUGAGUCUGGAGGCAGCUUGGUCGCAUUGAGCAACUUUGGCACUGUUGUUUUCACCCAGGCUAGUGCUGCUCUUAGCACUGGUGGAUCGGACGGACUGAGCAGCGCUACCAUCAUCGAUCUCAAGCAGGGUAGCACUGUCUACACUGACGUUACCAUCAACAGUGGAUCCCAAGUCACUGUCCAGUAUAUCUAA
Molecule: messenger RNA, 831 nt
Organism: Alternaria postmessia
Lineage: Eukaryota; Fungi; Ascomycota; Dothideomycetes; Pleosporales; Pleosporaceae
Exons: 1
Coding region: 1-831 (276 amino acids)
Biological process (GO): proteolysis
Molecular function (GO): glutamic-type endopeptidase activity
Source: RefSeq, a predicted model, not a curated record